AUGGAAAAAGGCAGUCCUGCUGAAGAAUUAAUUAAGAGCUAUCCCCCAGGGGGUAAUAGUUACGAAAAAGCUUUAAAACAGCUGAAAAUGCGUUUCGGCAGAGAGGAACUAUUGAUUCAGGUAUAUGUCAGAGACUUAUUAGUAUUAGUUCUUCAAAAACAGAACACUUCUAAAAAUUCAUUAAGAAAAUUGUUCGAUCAACUUGAGAGUAAACUGCGAUCACUUGAAUUAUUAGGUGUUACUAGGGAAAAAUAUGCUGCAAUGCUUUUUCCACUAGUUGAAUCAUCAUUACCCGAAGAAACUCUUGUUGCUUGGCAGCGCUAUAGAUCUGCUCAUCGUAGAAUUCGAGAAGUGAAUUUAGAUGAUUCAGACGAAAGUAAAACUAUAAUUGAGAAAAGUGAUUUAGAAUGCAUUUUAGAAUUUUUACAAGCCGAAGUCGAAGCUGAAGAACGCAUUUUUUUAGCCUCUCAAAGUUUCAACACAUCGAAACCAAAAGCAGAAGUAAAACAUAAUCUUUCCUAUGAGAAAAAGGUAAUAGAGAACAAAUGUAAGAGUAGAAAGUUUUCAAAUAUACCUAGUGCAACAGACCUUCUAACUUCAUCUCAAGUAUCAAAACAGUGUAUAUUCUGUUCUAAUUCACAUUUUUCUGGAGACUGUCUAAAAAAAGAUGCACCAAAAAUAACUAUGUCAAAAAACGAAGAAUCACCUGAAGUUGAAAAGAAAACUGAGAUUAGUGCUGAAGUGGAUCAAGCUCUUUCCAAUUUAUCUUCUACUCCGGACGUAAUGCUUCAAACAUUCAAAGUUAUAAUUAGAAGUAAUGGGAAAAAACGCGUCGCAAGAGCUAUUAUCGAUACUGCUUCACAGCGAUCAUAUUUAUUAAGAAGUACAGCUAAAGAAAUGAACUAUGAACCUCAGAGUUGUGAAUAUUUACAACACUCUUUAUUUGGAGGGAAGGACUCAGGGAUAUGCAAGCAUGAUGUAUACACUUUAUAUUUAUCGAGUGUGCAUGGGAAUUAUAAUUGCAACUUUAAAGUUCUUAGUCAACAAAUUAUUUGUAAGUCAGUGCCACCUACUGUCAACAAGCUUUGUCUGAAAGAGUUAGCAGCCUGUAAUAUAAAUAUUGUGGAUGAUUGUCAAAAUCCUAUUGAGAUUCUUAUUGGGGCUGAUGUAGCUGGAAAACUCAUGACAGGUGGUCGUCGUGAGUUGCCUUGUGGUCUCGUAGCUAUUGAGACCAAAUUUGGAUGGUCAGUUAUGGGACGAAUGCCGAAUACUUCGAAAAGUGAGUUUUCAUCAUCGUUCUUAGUUACAUCCUUGUUAUCUACUGUGGAGACCAUAACAGAUCUAUGGACUUUGGACACACUUGGGAUCACUGACCCAUCAGUCAAGAAAAACCAGACUGAACUACAAGAAGCUGCUCGGUUACAUUUUCUAAAUACAGUUCGUAUAGUCGAUGAUCGUUUCGAGGUUGAUUUGCCCUGGUUGGAAUAUCAUCCACCACUAACAGACUAUUUUGACUUAGCCGAGAGAAGACUGAACAAAACUGUUAAACGUCUUAAAAUCGAGUCCAAUUAUGAAGCUUAUGGAGAUGUUUUCAAGGAAUGGCUAGAAGAGGGAGUAAUUGAAGAGGCUGAUAAAAAUUAUCAAGGGCAAGUUCUUUACCUUCCUCAUCGAGAAGUUAUCAAAAAGAAUAGCACUACAAAACUCCGACCGGUAUUUGAUGCUUGCUUCGGCCAAAAACAGCUUCCGAGUAUUUUAACACGCUUUCGAAAAGAAAAGAUUGGUGUUAUUGCUGAUAUACGAAGAGCCUUUCUUCAAAUAAGUGUUUCACCUACUGAUAGAGACUUUUUGCGGUUCUUAUGGCUUGAUAGUGAUGGUCAACUGAAAGUGUACAGGCACUGCCGUGUAGUUUUUGGUGUAGCAAGUAGCCCUUUUCUUCUAAACUCUACUAUUCAGCUUCACCUACAAACUGUUUUAGAGAAAAUAGAAACCGGUGAAUCCUUAUAUACGAAAGGUGUCAUUCAAAAACUUAUGCAUAGUUUUUAUGUUGACAAUUGUGUCAGUUGUGUUAAAAAUGAAGAAGAACUCAUCAUUUUAUUAGUGUAUCAACUGAGGUAA
Messenger RNA from Stegodyphus dumicola, 2115 nucleotides. RefSeq lists its product as uncharacterized. NCBI's taxonomy places the organism in Eukaryota, Metazoa, Arthropoda, Arachnida, Araneae, Eresidae. The record is from RefSeq and is a predicted model, not a curated record.